Molecule: messenger RNA, 738 nt
Organism: Leguminivora glycinivorella
Lineage: Eukaryota; Metazoa; Arthropoda; Insecta; Lepidoptera; Tortricidae
Product: proteasome subunit alpha type-7-like
Biological process (GO): ubiquitin-dependent protein catabolic process
Cellular component (GO): nucleus; proteasome core complex; proteasome core complex, alpha-subunit complex
Source: RefSeq, a predicted model, not a curated record
AUGUCUCGUUACGACAGAGCGGUGACGGUUUUUUCUCCGGAUGGUCAACUGCUUCAAGUCCAGUAUGCCCAAGAAGCAGUGAAGAGGGGCUUCGCAGCCGUGGGGAUAAAGGGCACGAAUAUAGUAGUACUGGCCGGGGAGAAGCGAGCGUUAGCCAAGCUUCAGGAAGACAGGAUGGAGAAGAAGAUAUACCCGCUGGAUGAACAUUUGGCGCGUUUCUCUGGGUGGGCUGCUGACGCCAGAGUUAUGGUUUCAAGGGCCCAAAUCGAAUGCCAAGCCUUCCGUCUCAUGGUAGAAGACAAGGUGACGGUGGAGUACAUCGCACGAUACAUCGCGGGGCUGAAGCAGAAGUACACGCAGGGCAACGGCCGCAGGCCCUUCGGCAUCUCCUGCGUGGUUGGAGGGUUCGACUGCGACGGGACACCGCAUCUGUUCCAGACGAACCCUUCCGGGACGUAUUAUGAGUGGCAGGCCUGCUCAGCGGGUAGAUGCGACGGGGCGGUUCUCGAGUUUCUGGAAAAGAACUACAACCAGAAAAGCAUCGCCACGGAUAAUGGAGCCAUCAAGCUAGCCAUCAGAGCGCUUCUGGAGGUGGUUCAGGGAAGAGAUCAAAGGAAGUUGGAAGUGGCCGUGUUGAAGCAAAACGAACGUGUCAAAAUGCUGAAUAUACACGCGAUAAACGCCAUCAUCGCGGAUAUAGCGAGAGAGAACGAAGAGGAAAGGGAACUUAAGAAAUAA